AAAAUAAUAAAGAUAAUGGGCCUGAGUAUUCCAUAUAACCAGUGGAUGACAUUGAGAGCGAGGUGUUUGUGCAAUAUCAGCUACGUCGCUCCCACACCUCCGCAGACCGAGCGCCUCUUGCAAUAUAUCCAAAGACAUUGCGACGCACCGGUCGCUUCUACAUAUAUUUUAAAUUGUACCAAUCUCGUAAAAAUGUUGAACUUAUUUGUAGUUUGUUUAUUCGUAGUUUUAGGAAAUUGUUUUGCAGCUAUUGAUAUCGCGCAAUAUGUGCCAGUUUGCGAUAGAACUUCACCCGAUGUCAACGAUUGUCUAAUAGAUGCCGUUAAAAAGGGUAUUGUAGCUAUGAAGAGUGGAAUCAAGGAUUUAGGUGUGCCAGCUAUUGAUCCAUAUCAUCAAAAAGAAUUGAAAAUGGAAUACACUAAUAAUCAGAUCUCGGGUAAGGUUUUAGUGUCCGACACAUACGUUGAAGGCGUCACAGAAUCCACGGUCAAAGAUGUGAGGCUGCGCGCCGAAGAUGACAGUUUUCAUAUGGAAAUCGAUAUGUUUAGCCCUCAAAUAUUUUGCAAGGGCCGUUUUAGUGGUAGCGGAAGCUACAACGUUCUACGUGUCAACGCUUCCGGCGAUUUCAACACAACGAUGAGUGACUUGACUUACACGUGGAAAUUGGAUGGCACCCCUGAACAAAUUGACGGAGAAACUUAUGUUAGAAUAACAUCAUUCUACAUGCGACCCGAUGUUGGCAACAUGGUAACGCAUAUGACCAACGAAAAUCCCGAUAGCAAGGAAUUGACUGAUCUCGCCAUACGCAUUACAAAUGAAAAUUGGAGACUGCUCUACCGCGAAAUGCUACCUUUUGCACAGAGCAACUGGAACAAAAUCGGCACACGUAUAGCCAAUAAGAUCUUCCUAAAAGUACCAUACAACCAGUUAUUUCCCGUUAAAUCUUAAAUUGAGAAAUUAGAACUUAAAAAUAAUUUAUAAUUGUGAAAGGUUACCAAUUGUGAUAAUAUUUUAAUGGUUUUAGGGUAUGAUUUAUAUCUCCAUAAAUUUUUAAUUCUUUUUUAAAUUUAACAAUAAAAGAUCAAAGGACUAUUCUGUAGUGUGAUUAUUAUGCAUUAAAUGAAGAAUUGUAAUUCAGACAUCACGACAUAUUAUAUCAAAAUGUUUUUAAAUAUUGUACAACAACUACCUACAGCUUAUUUUAUUUUUGUAAUUAAGUUAAUUUUAGCGGAUAAGUAUUUAUAAGUUAAAAAUGAAUUACGGUAUUCACAUAAUAAAAGAUGGAGGUUUGUUUUA
Papilio xuthus (Asian swallowtail) is the source of this 1296-nucleotide messenger RNA. RefSeq names its product juvenile hormone binding protein an-0147. NCBI's taxonomy places the organism in Eukaryota, Metazoa, Arthropoda, Insecta, Lepidoptera, Papilionidae. The record is from RefSeq and is a predicted model, not a curated record. Gene Ontology annotation, biological process: multicellular organismal reproductive process. The transcript is spliced from 6 exons. Bases 16 to 948 code for a protein of 310 amino acids.